Clonostachys rhizophaga is the source of this 1248-nucleotide messenger RNA. The record is from the annotation of a GenBank genome assembly. NCBI's taxonomy places the organism in Eukaryota, Fungi, Ascomycota, Sordariomycetes, Hypocreales, Bionectriaceae.
AUGGGUUCUGAAACAAAUAAGUCAACCUUCUUCACUGGUGCACAACGCAUUCCUCCCGAUCGUAUCUUUGAACUCACAGCCGAAUAUCUAAAAGAUGACUCCCCUGUGAAGGCCAAUCUUGGCCAGGGCGCCUACCGUGAUGGUGAUGGGAACCCGUGGAUUCUGCCAUCAGUUCGAGAAUCACGCAGAUUAUUGCAAGAGCAGGGGCUGAUUCACGAGUACCUCCCAAUUCUAGGCCAUGCGGGUUUCAGAGAAGCCGUAGCACGUACUGUUUUGGGCGAGGAGCUCUUCUCCACCAAGGGCUCGCAUGUGGCCACCUGCCAGAGUCUUUCGGGAACGGGCGCUUUGCAUUUAGCCGGCAAGCUCAUCGCCCGCACCAACUCGCCGAAACCAAAGGUGAUUAUUACAGACCCCCCUUAUGGUAACCACUUUCAGGUUAUCAAAGAUGUUGGGUUGGAAUACGAAACAUUCAAAUACUACGAUGCUGCAACCAAAUCAGUCGACAUGGCAUCAUACAGGAAUAUGCUACAGACCGUUCCACCAGGCUCAGUCAUUCUACUCCAUGCCUGCGCUCAUAACCCAACAGGAUGUGACCCUAGCAAGGAUGAGUGGCGUGAAAUUGGUCAGAUCAUGAAGAGCAGGAACCUAUUUCCUAUCUUCGACGCCGCAUACCUUGGUUUCAACUCUGGUUCAGUCGAUGAAGACGCCUUCUCAAUCCGCCAUUUCAUCGGUGAGCUCAACUUGGAGGCCGCAAUUUGUGUAUCUUACGCAAAGUCUAUGGGUCUAUACGGUGAGCGAGUUGGUGCCGUGCUGGUCCAUGCAGCCUCCAAGGAUCUCGCACUCGAUUGCCAGUCGAUGCUAGAGCAAAUCCAACGAUCACAAGUAUCCAACCCUCCAGCUUUCGGUGCCAAAACUGCACAUCUUAUUCUCACAGACGAAAAACUCAAAAAGCAGUGGUCUGAGGACCUCCUGACAAUGAGUGGUCGGAUUCGCACUAUGAGACAAAAGCUCUAUGAUGCAUUGCACGAAGAGGGCGCACCUGGGACAUGGGAACAUCUUAUCAACCAGACAGGCAUGUUCGGUUUCCUAGGUCUCUCAUCUCAAGUAGUCGUAGAGCUAAGGGAAAAAUAUCACAUCUACAUGGCCGACAACUCUCGAAUUUCAGUGGCGGGCCUGAACGAUAGCAACGUGAAGUACGUUGCCGCUUCCAUCGCAGUUUCUGUCCGAGAGGAGCAGGGACAAAAGUAG